AAAAGGAAACAAUGAGGUGGACAAUUUUGCUAGCGUGCAUGCUUGGACUAGUCGCCGGUGGGUGCCCGCUCGCCAAGAUGUCUAAAGCAGAGAGAGCUGAACACAAACGAAAGAUGGAAGUCUGGAUAGAGAAUUUACGGAAAGCUAAUCUCGCCAAAUUAGACCCUAAAGAUAAUCCCGAAAGUGAUGAAUACGUCUCGCCUGGACCUCUUACCCCUGGGCCGACUGCUUCACCUUUUGUUGACCUAAUGAACUAUACUGAUGAAGACAGGAAACGUUUUGAAAACAUGUCCGAGUGGUGUUGGAGGGAUGAUGGGGAAUUUAAUUGGGUUUGGAUCCCAAAAGGCACGAUUAGAGUGACGGGUAAAAAGGAAAAGACUAAAUGUUUAGGUGAUAACGAACAGGAGGUUAGAGGUACAGGAUGUUGUCACAAGAUACCUGAGGACUGGUAGACCGAUAAUAGAUAACUAAAUAAGAAAUACUGAGAGAUAAGAGAUAACCGGUUAUCACUGAAGAAGGGACCCAUAAACAAUCUAAACAAUAUUCCACUAUAUAUUCCUCAGCAUUUUAACAAUAGCUUUAAAAAUUGCAUGUGAAUUUUGGGACAGUUGUAUCUCUGUGAUUAUUUAUAAUUGG
Molecule: messenger RNA, 636 nt
Organism: Bolinopsis microptera
Lineage: Eukaryota; Metazoa; Ctenophora; Tentaculata; Lobata; Bolinopsidae
Exons: 3
Coding region: 12-452 (146 amino acids)
Source: RefSeq, a predicted model, not a curated record